Molecule: messenger RNA, 3386 nt
Organism: Anopheles cruzii
Lineage: Eukaryota; Metazoa; Arthropoda; Insecta; Diptera; Culicidae
Gene: Rev1
Product: DNA repair protein Rev1
Exons: 2
Coding region: 78-3386 (1102 amino acids)
Biological process (GO): error-free translesion synthesis; error-prone translesion synthesis
Cellular component (GO): nucleus
Molecular function (GO): damaged DNA binding; deoxycytidyl transferase activity; DNA-directed DNA polymerase activity
Source: RefSeq, a predicted model, not a curated record
UUCUAGUUGCGUACAAAGAAACGUUCACUAAUGUUACUGUUAAUGUUUGAAGUGCUCAUUUGUGUAUUACAACUACUAUGCAACGCAAGCAGAAGUUCGAGAGCGAAACAGGCUUCGAAGGAUGGGGCGAUUACAUGGAUGCGAAGAUCGCCAAACUGGAGGAUCAGUUUCGACACACGGCAGCUAACGUUACAGAACGCCAAUCCGACCUGUUCUCCGGUAUAUCGAUUUUCGUAAACGGCUACACGAACCCAUCAGCGGAGGAGCUGAAGCGAAUUAUGAUGCUGCACGGAGGUAUAUAUCAUCACUACAAACGACCAACCACUACUUACACGAUCGCUUCGGUCUUGCCCGACGUGAAGGUGCGUUCGAUCACGUCAGAGAUCAUCAUCAGCCCUCGCUGGGUGACUGACUGCUUGCAAAAUGGUCGCAUUGUUGAUUACACGCGCUAUCUCCUGUACACACAACAUAAGCCAUCGCAGCCAAAGUUGGCCUUUGCGCCAGUGGCAACAAAAAGCAGGGAAGCCAGCGAUGCCGAUGCCAACGAUGCCAGCGACAUCAGUCCACUAGAAUGUUUGAAUGUUUUGGGUUUGCUGAAAAAUUUCACCGAUUCGGAAUCCGUCAGCUUCGAAAAGGGUAACGAAAUGCAAUCAACAGAAAUAAUCCUUCCACCCGGUCUAUUGGGGUCAACCUGUAUAACGCAAGAGAACAAAGCUGCACAGGACACUGAAAGCAGCAAUCAACAAGGUGUGCUGGCGCAGACCACAGUUAAAGAAGUAAUUGUAUCACCACCGCCCAAAAACUCAGUAAAGCAAUCACUUACCGCGACUGAUCCCAACUUUUUGGCAGAAUUUUUCAACAACUCACGGCUGCACCAUAUCGCAACCCUCGGUGCAGGCUUCAAGGCAUAUGUUGCCGAGCUGCGUGAAAAAUCCUCCGGCUCAUUUCCGGCACGCGAUGGGUUAGCCCAAAACUUACCCCGCCAUGCCCAGGAUCGGGAUGGGUUCGAGAAGCUGGCAUCCUCUGGCCGCUACAUUAUGCAUAUUGAUAUGGAUUGUUUUUUCGUAUCGGUUGGCUUGCGAAAGCACUCCCACCUGCGCGGACUGCCGGUGGCCGUAACACACUCGCGAGGCUCGGAUGCUCGCGUUCCGUGCCAUCCAGGCCAAAAUCGUGCUCUAGAGAUCGAGCUGUACCAUAAGCGGUUCGAAGAACGCAACAAAACACCCGACAUUCCAAAGGAGUCGCGCCUUUCGUCGAUUGAUGAUCAUAAUUCGUUGUCGGAGAUCGCCUCAUGUAGCUACGAAGCACGCCGAAAGGGUGUGAAGAAUGGUAUGUUUGUUGGCGCAGCUCUUAAAGUAUGUCCCGAGCUCAAAACCAUACCGUACGACUUUGAGGGCUACAAGGAGGUGGCCUACCAGUUGUACGAUACGAUAGCUAAGUACACGCUCGAUAUCGAAGCAGUCAGCUGCGAUGAAAUGUUCGUUGACUUGAGCGAGGUAGUACAAUCGAUCGGCAUCUCCGUGAUGGACUUUGUUAGGCUCGUACGAAGCGAAAUAUCGACCACCACUGGUUGUGCUUGUUCGGCCGGAGUCGGUUCGAAUCGUUUGCUAGCUCGAUUGGCAACGAAACGAGCGAAACCAAACGGACAAUAUUGGCUCGUUCCAGACAAAGUCGACAGUUACAUGAGGGACAUUCCGAUCAGCGAGCUUCCAGGUGUUGGUCCCAGCACGACCGCUCGUUUGAAACUCAUGGCGUACGCAUCAUGCGCCGAUUUGCAAACAAUUUCCCUUAAUGAACUACAGACAAAGUUUGGGAAAAAGUUUGGCGAAACACUGUACCAUGCCGCUCGGGGUAUCGACGAACGGCCACUCGUGUACGAUAAGGGUAGAAAGUCGGUUUCCGUAGACGUGAACUAUGGGAUACGGUUUUCGACCGAACAAGAGGUUGACCGGUUUAUGCGUCAAUUAACAGCGGAAAUCCAUCGCAGAUUAGUGGAUCUUCGACAGCGCGGAAAAAUUGUCACCGUAAAGCUGCUCGUUCGUUCUCCAGAGGCACCGAUCGAGACGGCAAAGUUUAUGGGUCACGGAUUGUGUGAUGUUGUAACAAAAUCGCAAUCUCUAGUGCAGCACACUGACGAUAUAUCGGUGAUCGAGAGUGCUGUGCUUGGAAUUAUGCGCGCGGUCGCUGUUCAACCGAAGGAACUGCGUGGCAUUAGCAUCCAGAUAUCCAAGUUCGCUAAAGAUCGGAAAACUGUGGAUGGUAUGGCCGGGGUUCGGUUGAAAAAUAUGCUGCAACAUGCGGAGAGUAAGCAGAAAAAGCCCAACGAAAAACUAAAGCAGACAAGGAACGAUGCUUCAAGAGCGGAAAUGAAACCACAUAACCAGCAGGAUGAACAGCAGCAGCAGCAACCUUCCACCUCGUGGGGUUGCACAGGACAACAUCAGAUGUCUUUGGUACACGAAAGCUACCGAACGCCAAAAAAAGAACGUACUACUUCAGGAACUGUAUUCGGUUCGCCAAAACGACGUGAUAAUACGGCACCUGCGAACGUAGGAUUAAGAAAAUUUUUCUCCAACGAAGUCAAAUCACCUACGUCCGGUUGUGGUACUGUUCGACCCUUCGAACAAUUCCCUUCCGGUCUCGAUCCGGAGGUGUUGGCAGCGCUACCGGAGGACAUACGCAACGAAGCGAUACGUGACUUCAGGCGACAAUUGUUAUUGCUGUCGGCCAGCAAGACGGGGUCAGCGGAGGAUAUGAAAACUCCAGUAAAACAAUCGCCACUGCCAGUGCCGAAUCGUGAAAGGAGUACACCAUCGAUAGCACCAAGUUUAGAGGAUCAGAAAACGCGAUGCGUUGAUGCUCGGAAAGCUCCGCCAAACGAGGUUGCCGAACAGGCUGAAUUGCAAUGUGGCGAGAAGUUAGUAACGUGCAGCAGUGAUGCGGAAAUCGAUGAACCAUUGUGGGUCACUCCAGAACACAGUCCCUUCAAGGAGCCAAAACAAGGAACGGACAGUAAGAAAGCUGAAAAACGAGAAGCGUGUAAAAAUGAACAAGCUGGAAACACAAAAGACAGUAACAUUAUUAACCGAUCCGAUUGGUUGAUGUUGACCGAAGAUUGGGUCGCCAGUGCGGAAGUGCCGUACAUUUACGACGUAGAGCUGCUGGCAGCCAAUGGCCAAGAAUUGGUGCAAAACAAGACUCUCGAAAGAUUAUAUCUUUUUCUGCGUUGUUUCCGUCGAUUGGUACAGGAAAAAGGGUCCUGUGCGUGGCACAAAGCGUACAGCAAAAUUGUUCGUUCGAUUCAGCAUCAAAUGGUGAUCGUCUACGGGUGUAAAUUAGCCACUAGGGAAGUAACUUGUAAUGUGUGCAAUAAUUGCAGUGAUUAA